AUGUCGUCACAAGUUAUUAUCACUUUAGAUUUAUCGGCAAAUUCAUCACUUCUCAGCUAUAAAUUUCACUCAACCUCUCAUUCAACGGUUAAAUGGUUUAAUAAUCGAUUAACAUUACACAGUGUUUACAUUCCGAUAGAAUUUAGCAAUGAUAGAGAGUAUGUGAAGAGAAACAUUGAAGCCUAUCCCGAUACCUUUGAAUAUGCCUCUAUUGAAAUACGUUCCGAUAAACAGUUCAUCACAGAUGUUAUUGUGAAGAAUGAUGAUUGUUUCGAUGCCUUAAAUCACAUGUCUAUGGAGUUGAAAACAGAUUGGGAUUUUAUAUUGAAAAUAAUAGAGGAGAAUUCUAAUUUACUUGACUAUGCCAAUUACUGCGAUAUUCCUUUUAUUUAUAUGCCUUAUGAGAGUUGGAAGGAAUCUCAAGAAUACGAUGAUGAAUAUUGCAAUGACAAUAAUGGUGUAAUAGUUUAUGAGGAAAAGGCAAUUGAAGGAAAUUAUUCAAAUAAUACAUUAGUGAAUGAUGAGCUGAAAACAGACAUUGAUGCAUGCAUAACUUGUUUGAGGGAGGAAAUACAUGGAUUUCAUACUGUUUUUCAAUUGUCAAAAAACAGAGAAAAUAAGGAGCUUAUUGAGAGAGCUGUCAAAGAAGUGUCAGAAAUUGCCUUUUUCUAUGCCGAUGAACAGUUGAAGAAUGAAAAGGAGUUUAUAUUACACUUAAUCCAUACUAAUCCUCAUGUGCUGCUUUUUACUGGAAAAGAAUUUAGAAGAGACAAGCAGAUUGUCAUGGAGGCAGUCAAGAUAGAUAUUGAAACUUUGAAUUAUGUUUCUGGAAAAUUAUUGAAGGAUGAAGAGUUUCUGAAUCAGGCGAAAUCUAUUGGAAACUACAAUUACCAAAAAAAUUAUCUGGAUAUAGUGGUUGACUAUGCAAGGCAUAAUUGUUGUGCCCUUAACGAACUUCCUCAUACAUUGAGAAAAAACAAAGACCUCAUGCUAAAGGUUAUGGCAGUUUGUUCAUCAUCCUCUUCAAUGAAAUUUGUUGAUGAAUCAUUAAUCAAUGAUAAGGAUUUUAUAUUGGGAUGUAUUGAGUGCAUGUCACCAUCAGCUCUCGAAACUCUAGAUAUCUAUUUACCUCAUGGUAUGAUACAAGAUCCACCCAUUGCUACCUCUCUGGUCGUUCAUUCUCCUCGAUGCUAUCGUCUAUUGAGCAACUUACCAUUCAUAUCAAAUGAUAGGGAACUUAUUUUGAAGAUGAUCAAGAAAGACGCUUCACAAUAUCCCUUCCUUUUGGAAGAAUUCAAAAAUGAUAAGGAAAUUACGAGAGAAGCAGUUAAACAAUCCAGUUCUAAUUUGGCAUUAUCAUCUGAUACACUGAAAAUGGAUAAGGAAUUUAUAUUGGAAUGUAUUUUAUUGGAUCCUGAAUCCAUAAAAUGCACUAAUCUACAAUACGACCAAAAUUUCAUUCUUCAGGCUGUUAAAUGGAACGGACUUGUUUUGAAGUAUUGCAUCAGCAAUUUUGGAAUGGUUUCUAAUGAAAUUGAAAUUGAAGCUGUGAAGCAAAAUGGAUUCUUCUUACCUGAUAGUCAAAUAAUUGCACAACUUGUUCCAUUAAGGAUGGAAUAUGAAUACCAAAAUUUGUACAUGUAA
This is a messenger RNA of Naegleria gruberi, 1644 nucleotides long. RefSeq lists its product as uncharacterized. The transcript has a single exon. The coding region runs from base 1 to 1644 and encodes 547 amino acids. Lineage: Eukaryota; Heterolobosea; Eutetramitea; Acrasida; Naegleriidae. The record is from RefSeq and is a predicted model, not a curated record.